CUCAGCUCGAAGUCUACACGAGUCCACCCAGAAAACACAAAAUCUAGAUCUCAGAUCAACGGCCCAGAUUCCCUCCGGACCUCAACCCAUCCUUUCAAUCCACCUCUUAUUCGUCCAUCUUCAUCUCUCUCAAAUCACUGGAAGAAAAUCUAGACAGAGAAAAAGUAGGAGAGAAGGAUUAAGACCUCCAUUGCAGAUCAACUCAGCUCAGAUCCAAUUUCACAGUCUCCAUUUUCUUCUCCAAAAGUCAACACCACAAAAUCACAGACCCUCCGAAAGGUCAGACCCUCUCUCUUCGCCGCAGAUCUAGAAGAACUUUCUCCAAACUCAACGUGAUCGGCAACAAUGGCUCCGAGCACGAUCCGCAAAGCGAUCGGAGCUGUGAAGGAUCAAACAAGCAUCGGAAUCGCGAAAGUAGCAGGCAACUUGGCUCCGGAUCUGGAAGUGGCGAUCGUGAAAGCGACGAGUCACGACGACGAACCAGCGGACGAGAAGUACAUUCGAGAGAUCUUGCAAUUGACUUCGUACUCGAGAGGCUACGUGAGUGCUUGCGUAGCAUCAGUAUCGAAGCGAUUGGGGAAAACUCGAGAUUGGAUCGUUGCUUUGAAGAGUUUGAUCGUGGUUCAUCGCCUUCUCUCCGAUGGCGAGCCUGUGUUUCAGCAAGAGAUCACGUACGCGACUCGUAGAGGGACUCGGUUGUUGAACAUGUCGGAUUUUCGAGACGAAGCGCACUCGAAUUCGUGGGACCAUUCGGCUUUUGUGAGGAGUUAUGCUCUGUAUUUGGACCAGAAAUUGGAGUUGAUUUUGUAUGAGAGGAAGCAAAGUGGUGGUGCUUCUGGUUCUGGUUCUGGUGGUUCUGAGAUUGAGAGGUAUGGAUCGAGGGAGGAGCGGUGGCGAUCGCCGCCGAAUCGGGCUUACGAGUAUGAUUACAAUGAGUUUAGAGACGAACCGGGUUAUGGAAAUUAUGGGAUGAGACGGUCGAGAUCGUUUGGGGAUGUGAGGGAGACUUCGGGGGAGGAGAAGAAAGAUGUGACCCCAUUGAGGGACAUGAGCCCCGAAAGGAUUUUCGGGAAAAUGGGACAUUUGCAGAGGCUUUUGGAUAGGUUAUUGGCGUGUAGACCCACCGGUAUGGCCAAAAAUGGGAGGAUGGUGUUGGUUGCUCUGUACCCUAUUCUUAGAGAGAGUUUUAAGCUCUAUGCUGAUAUUUGUGAGGUUUUAGCUGUGUUACUUGAUCGGUUUUUCGACAUGGAGUAUUCGGAUUGUGUUAAGGCUUUCGAUGCGUAUGUGAGUGCUGCGAAGCAAAUUGAUGAGCUUGUAGGGUUUUAUAAUUGGUGUACUGACAUUGGCUUGGCAAGGUCAUCAGAGUACCCGGAAGUGCAGAGGAUUACGGGCAAGUUAUUGGAGACUUUGGAGGAGUUUGUGAGGGAUAGAGCGAAAGCGUUGAAGAGCCCAGAGAGGAAAGUAGAGCAACCGGUGGUGGCUCAAGAGGAGCCCGUGCAAGACAUGAAUGAAAUAAAGGCAUUGCCAGCGCCAGAAAAUUACACACCUCCGCCACCACCUGAACCGGAGCUUCCUAAGCCUCAGAAACAGCAAGAGGCUGGGGAUUUGGUGGAUUUGAGGGAUGAGGCUUUGUCUGCUGAUGAUCAGGGGAAUAGAUUUGCCUUGGCAUUGUUUGCGGGUCCUGUGGCGAAAAAUGGAAAUGGGUCUUGGGAAGCUUUUCCAUCGAAUGGGGAACCGGAAGUAACCUCUGCUUGGCAGACUCCGGCAGCUGAAACUGGCAAGGCUGAUUGGGAAUUGGCCCUAGUUGAAUCAGCAAGUCAUCUAUCGAACCAAAAGGCAAUGAUGGGUGGUGGGCUUGACCCGUUGUUAUUGAAUGGCAUGUAUGAUCAAGGAAUGGUUAGGCAACAUGUUAGCAAUGCCCAAUUAAGCGGUGGCAGUGCCAGCAGCGUGGCAUUGCCGGGGCCAGGGAAGAGCGCAACGCCUGUUUUGGCUCUUCCGGCCCCGGAUGGAACCGUUCAGACGGUUGGGCAGGACCCAUUUGCUGCGUCGUCGUUCAUUCCACCGCCUCCGUAUGUCCAAAUGGCAGACAUGGAGAAGAAACAGCAAUUGCUUGUGCAGGAGCAAAUUGUAUGGCAACAAUAUGCUAGUCAGGGAAUGCAAGGCCAAACUAGUUUGGCCAAGAUCAGUGGCGGCGGAUACUAUGCACCGGGUGUUCAACCAAUGAUGAUGCCUUAUGGAAUGCCGCCAGUAAACGGGGUGGGGCUACCACCGCCUGGGUAUUACCACACUACUCCUUACUGAUUUUUCGAAUUAUGUGUUAUAUACGUGACUUGUUUGUUUCUUUGUAUAAUGUUCUCUUUCUUGUGUUUAUUAUUCCUCGCCCAUUACUGUAUUCGAAUGUGACCUUAUUCCUGCUAUUUGUGCACAACAAUGGGGGAAUUGAGAGGUAAAGGGCAAGGGGAAAUGAGCUGAAGAGAUUAUUAUUGCUCAUGAGGGAUUUGAAUGUUGGGUGCUUUGUAAUCCAAUUAUGAUGUCUCUAUGUUUUGUAAUAUUGGGAAUAUUCUUGGCAUCAUUAUGUUUUUUUCUUUUUUUUGAUCAGCAUCUUUAUGAUUUUUAUGUGAUGCUUGUUUCAAGAACUUGUGGCUACCAAAUUUAUUGUAGUGAAGUAGUUUUUAUUUAUUUC
Molecule: messenger RNA, 2683 nt
Organism: Camellia sinensis
Lineage: Eukaryota; Viridiplantae; Streptophyta; Magnoliopsida; Ericales; Theaceae
Source: RefSeq, a predicted model, not a curated record